Corythoichthys intestinalis (scribbled pipefish) is the source of this 1692-nucleotide messenger RNA. It is a transcript of the gene exosc7, whose product is annotated as exosome component 7. Lineage: Eukaryota; Metazoa; Chordata; Actinopteri; Syngnathiformes; Syngnathidae. Gene Ontology annotation, cellular component: nuclear exosome (RNase complex); cytoplasmic exosome (RNase complex). The coding region runs from base 106 to 981 and encodes 291 amino acids. Gene Ontology annotation, molecular function: mRNA 3'-UTR AU-rich region binding. The transcript is spliced from 8 exons. Gene Ontology annotation, biological process: nuclear polyadenylation-dependent mRNA catabolic process; U5 snRNA 3'-end processing; U4 snRNA 3'-end processing. The record is from RefSeq and is a predicted model, not a curated record.
UUUUUGUCGCGUAGUCACAGUCCGGGAGGUCUUGGUGUAUAAACAAGCGUUCAUUACACGCGGCUGCCGUUACUACGUCAUAUUUACGCGACACACCUUCCCACGAUGGCAACGGUACAAGUUAGUGAAGCUGAAAAGGUGUAUAUUUUACAUGGCAUACGCGAUGAUUUGCGAGUGGAUGGAAGGGGCUGUGAAGACUACAGACACAUGGAGAUUGAGACUGACGUGGUGUCAAAUACUGACGGAUCUGCCAAAGUUGCUCUUGGCCACACUGCAGUUCUCGUGGGAGUUAAAGCUGAAAUUGGGAAACCAAAGCCCAUGGCUCCAAAUGAGGGCUAUUUAGAGUUCUUUGUUGAUUGUUCAGCCAACGCAACCCCCGAGUUUGAAGGACGUGGAGGCGAGGAGCUCGGGACGGAGCUGAGCAACACACUGUACAAAGUUUUCAACAAUAAGCGCAGCUUGGACUGGAAAACUUUGUGUAUCAGUGAGGGUGAACACUGCUGGGUGCUCUAUGUGGAUGUACUGCUCCUUCAAUGUGACGGAAACCUGUAUGACGCCAUCUCAGUCGCUAUCAAAGCAGCUCUUUUCAGCACCAAAAUCCCCAAAGUGCACAUAUCAACCGAUGAAGAAGGAAGCAAGGAAAUCGAGUUGUCGGAUGAUCCCUACGACUGUAUGAGGCUCAAUGUGGAGAAUGUUCCCUGUAUAGUGACACUGUGCAAGGUAGGGCACAGGCACGUGGUGGACGCCACCCUACAGGAGAAGGCGUGUUCUGUGGCCAGCCUGAUCAUCUCUGUCACACACAAGGGAACGGUCACCUGCGUCAGGAAGAUAGGUGGAGGUAGCUUGGACCCGGAGAGCAUUUUUGAAAUGACAGAAACAGGUAAACGUGUGGGGAAAGCCCUCCACGCGCCUCUGGUGAAGCUGCUGCAGGAGGAGGAGAGUUUAGGAACAAAGAGACAGAAAGUCGGCUUUCUUGGUUAGAAACCGGACUUUUUUGUAUUGUACAGUACUAUGUGUAUAUUAUUAUGUAUCGUUUGCUUGGCUCAUCUUUUUUGCAAUAUGGGCCAUUUCAUGUUAUGAUAGCGACAUGCCGCUAUAAUAGCUGGGGCUUUUUUUGUAUUUGGUGAAAUUUUAUCCAAUAAUUAUGACGGCUUUUUCCCCAUCACAUUAUUUUUGAAUUGAUAUUAAAAAGACCUGUCGCACUUGUGAAAUGUGUCAAAUAGCGCUGCAACAUAAAACCAAUACAAGCAGCACAAUAACGUCAUCGUAAAUAUAUUUUUCUACUUGUUAUUUGUUUUUUAUUAAACUAGCAUAAUAUCAUUAAUCAUGUAAAAAAAUAAUGUCUGUCCUCUGUGUGGAUUAUUUCCAACUGUUUUGAAUGCAUCACUCACAUUGGGAGUGGAUGGAUGGUAGGAUUCCCAGAAUUCCAUGGGGUGUAAAAAGUUAGUAAUUAAGUAGGAAUAUCCCAAUCACAUCAUCUGUCACAAUCAUAUGCGGAGUUUGAGGUGGGGGGCAGUGCCCACCCUGCUGGCCAAAAAAUAUCAUUGCAUGUAAUUGACUUACCUGUAUAAAUGAAUUUAAAAUACAGACCUAACAAUUAUGAAAGCUUUUUCCUUCGUCACAUUAUUUUUUUUUUUAAUUGACAUUAAAAAGACCUGUCGCACAUGUGAAAUGUGUCAAAUAGCGCUGCAA